Botrytis porri is the source of this 1263-nucleotide messenger RNA. RefSeq lists its product as uncharacterized. The transcript is spliced from 3 exons. Lineage: Eukaryota; Fungi; Ascomycota; Leotiomycetes; Helotiales; Sclerotiniaceae. Bases 1 to 1263 code for a protein of 420 amino acids. The record is from RefSeq and is a predicted model, not a curated record. Gene Ontology annotation, molecular function: protein binding.
AUGGAUGCAAUAGAAGAAGAAAUUGCUAGACAAUUGUGGAAAGAACAAUUUGCGCAGGGUGAGAGGAUUGGGAGAGAAAGAAACGGGGAGGAGAUGGAUAUGCAGGGUGGAGGGAUGGGGAGUGGAAGUGGGAGUGUGGGUAGAGGGAUUGGUGGAUUAAAUUUAGAUGGGUUGGAUGAGAUGGAGAGGGGGAAGGGGAAGGGGAAGGAGAGAGAUGGUGGUUUGAGAGUAGGAGGAGAAGGUAGUGGGGUGGGGUUUGCGGGAUAUGUGAAUGCUGGGUUGGGGAAUGGAAGUGGAAAUGGACAGUUUGGGGGAAGGGAAUCAGGACUUGAGGAGAAUGAAGUGGUGUUGGAGGGGCCGUUGUUGGCAUUGAGAGAAGCUCUACUCGAAGGACGGUUCUCAGACUUGACAAUCUUCCACGGUGUGCGAGUAUGGAAUGCACAUAAAGUAGUUGUGUGUUCGCAAUCCCCAGUUCUGGAGAGUAUGAUUGAUAAUACCGGAGUGUGCAAUAUGUUCGGUUCCCCCACCAAACCCAGCAUGCUCAACCUCUCCUCCUUCCCCCUCGACUCCAUCAUCGCCCUCCUAGAAUACCUCUACACAUCCGCCUAUUCCAUCCCCUCUCCCCCACCCACCAGCUCCCCCAGCUCUUCCACCUACCUCUCCGGCCCCAGCUACUCUCUCCCCCUGCACGAACAAAUCUUCUACCUCGCUUCACACCUGCAAAUCCCUGCAUUAGAAACCCUCGCCGCGGUAUCCUUCCGUCACACGCUGCAUACGCAAAUUUCCGAUCUGGAUAUCUAUUUCGAUUGCAUCAAGCGGAUAUACGGGAAAACGACCGCAAAGAAUCCGGGACUGCGAAACGCGUUGGUGGAAGCGGCGGUGCAGGAAUUAGAGGGGAUGUUGGGGAAUGAAGAGGUGAAGAGGAAGUUGUGGAGGGUGAUGAGUGAGAAUGGAGAGUUUUGGGAAGAGGUGUUGAGAGCGUUGGGGAGGAGGACGGAGAUUAGAGUUAAGGAGGUGGUGAGGGAGGUGAGGGUUCCCGUGGAGGUCGAGGUAGAGAGGAUUAUUGAGAGGGAGGUUGAGGGGAGAGCGAAUGAACAGGAAGAGGAAGAUGGAGAGGGUGGGGAAGAGGAAGAGGGAGAGGGAGAGGGAGAGAAAGAAUGGACUCUAUGUCCGGAUUGUGGACCUAGGGACGAAGGAGAAGAAUAUGAGUUUAGGUGCACUUGUAGAGUGUGUGGGGUUGAGAGGAUAUUGAGCUUCUCUUGA